Messenger RNA from Setaria italica (foxtail millet), 850 nucleotides. RefSeq names its product non-classical arabinogalactan protein 31. The transcript is spliced from 2 exons. The coding region runs from base 112 to 612 and encodes 166 amino acids. Lineage: Eukaryota; Viridiplantae; Streptophyta; Magnoliopsida; Poales; Poaceae. The record is from RefSeq and is a predicted model, not a curated record.
UACUAGCUAGACCUGUGUCCUGAUCUGCUUCGGAACAGUACAGUGUACGUAGCAGUUACUGUGUACAGUGUAAGCUAGCCUUGUAGGUAAGGCCUCUAGAGCUAGACCGCGAUGGCUUUGCUGGUCAAGUGCGUGCUGCUCUCCCUGUCCGCCGUGGUCCUCUCCAUCGGCAGCGCAUCCGCCAUGGGCCUGCCGCCGCCGCCACCGAUGGUGAACUUCAGCAUCGGUGUGCAGGGCGUGGUGUGGUGCAAGUCGUGCAGGUACCCCGGGUACUUCGCGCCCAUGGACGCGUCCCCGCUCCCAGGCGCGGAGGUGUACCUGCGGUGCAAGCACGGGCGGCGGGCCCUGACAGUGCCGGGGAGGUCGGGCCCCGGCGGCUACUUCCUGAUCCAGACGUCGCAGCAGAUGUCGGCGUUCACGAGCCAGCAGUGCCGGGUGUACGUGCCGCGGUCGCCGGCGCGCGUGUGCGGGGUGGCCGAUUACCCGUCCCGCGCCAACAAGGGGCUGCCGCUCAAGUUCCAGGAGUUCGUCAAGCGCGACAACGGCCUGCAGGGGAUGUACUCCGUCGGAAACCGCCUCUUCCGCCCAAAGUACCCCGGCAGGUGCUACUGAUCGUACUGACCCUAGGCUGCAGGGUGUGUGUGUGUACGUGCUGCCAGAGGUAGACGACGACUUGAAGAAGAAUAAAUCUGCUAGGUUAUUCGGCUCUUGGAGGUGGAUUGUUAGCAGGGUAAUUUUAAUGUGCUAGUGAUGAUGGUUAACCCCUUCUGUUGUAGGCUUAAAUUACUGUACUUGUCAAGCCUUCUCUGUGCUGAUUGCUACUACUACUUGGUUAAAGAAUUCAACAGUA